AAUGCUGUCUGUAUCCGUGUCAGAUCGAAUUCGGUUCAAAACCAAGAAAGGAAAGGUAGUGACUGCAUUACCUGUCACUGUAGAAUUUGGUAAAUUCGUUAGAGGGGAUAAAACAACACGUCUUGCCAAUACAGAAGAGUGGAAUAGGUUAAACUUAGGGGGAUACAAUUCCGAACAGGUUCUUUCUCCUUCUGAUUUAUUGCACGCUGUUGUUGCACUUUAUAACGUAUGUUUAUCCGAGCAAACUGCAGAAGAAUUAUAUAGAAGAGUCUGUCUGGAAGGAGCAAAGACCUUACUUCUCAUUCGAGACACGUCAGAAAUAUUAAAAGAAUGGGAGAAUCGUGUAGCGAGUAUUCAAAGCGGUUCAAGAGAUUCUCUUGGAGAAAUUAACAAUAAUCCUAUUGAAAAAAAGAACGGAGACGAAGCUAAUACAAGUCGAGAGAAUUCAACCAUUCCAGAACACACUUCAGAAGAAGAGUGUAACAAUUCGGGAUGUUUCCCUAAUGGUAACGAAGAGAAAUCUUGGAUAUUUAGGGAUCAGAAGAACGAAGAAGGUAACGUCGACGUGUUAAACAAAAAUGGUCUCGUGUCUUCUGUUACUAGCAGCAACAAAACAGAGAGAUGUACCCGAACAGAAAUGCCAUUUCCAAAUAUCUUCAGCGAUUCGCUAGAUUCUGAUUCUGACAGCAAUGGAGAAGAAGAAGAAGAAGAUAAGAAGCAAGAAUACUUUAAAGGUUUACAAAAGUUUCUGAAGAUGGUAGAAAAUAGGAGGAACGAAACGAAAAUUGCUCAGGAGAGAUACUCGUUGCAACCUUCACACGUUGGGAUCGAGCACAGAUUGAUCGCUUGUGCAACGUUUCAUAAAGAGUACAAUAUUCCAGGGAUUAGAGUGGUUAAUCUAAUUUUGUUGGCCGUCCGCAAACGUUACAGAAAGUGCUAUCUUGGAAGAUAUCUCGUUGAGGGAAAGGGAAAGAAAGGAAAAUGGCAAAUGGAAGGGAAAAAAGAGAGGAAAAAGAAGAUAAAAAGAAAGAGAAAAGGAAAAGGAAAGAGAAGGGAAAGGAAAGGGAAAAAAGAAAAAGAAAGGAAAGGGAAAGGAAAGAGAAAAGGAAAAGGAAAGAGAAGGGAAAGGAAAGGGGAAAAAAAAGGAAAGGGAAAGGAAAGAGAAAAGGAAAAGGAAAGAAAGGAAAGGGAAAGGAAAGAGAAAAGGAAAAGGAAAGAGAAGGGAAAGGAAAGGGAAAAAGAAAAGAAAGGGAAGGGAAAGGGAAAAAGAAAGAGAAAGGGGAAAGGGAAAGGGAAAAUGUGGAAGGAAGGAGAAAAGUAA
Molecule: messenger RNA, 1321 nt
Organism: Centruroides sculpturatus (bark scorpion)
Lineage: Eukaryota; Metazoa; Arthropoda; Arachnida; Scorpiones; Buthidae
Product: DNA ligase 1-like
Exons: 8
Coding region: 2-1321 (439 amino acids)
Source: RefSeq, a predicted model, not a curated record